Messenger RNA from Protobothrops mucrosquamatus (brown spotted pit viper), 1524 nucleotides. RefSeq names its product tripartite motif containing 69 (gene TRIM69). The transcript has 6 exons. The record is from RefSeq and is a predicted model, not a curated record. The coding region runs from base 7 to 1524 and encodes 505 amino acids. Gene Ontology annotation, molecular function: metal ion binding; protein binding. NCBI's taxonomy places the organism in Eukaryota, Metazoa, Chordata, Lepidosauria, Squamata, Viperidae.
AGUACAAUGUCCACUUCCAGUAGCAAAAAUCCGUCCACUUCCUCGCUCAUUUCCCUAAACGAACGAGCAGUGAGCCCGAUUCUUGCCAGCUCGUCAAACACCUCAUGGGACCUGCAUGCAGAUGACUUCACCAAGGAGUUGUCCUGUUCCCUUUGCCUCGAACUGUUUAAAGAGCCGGUCAUUCUACCUUGCGGCCAUAACUUCUGCAAACCUUGUCUGGAGGCCAUCUGGAAUAAAAAGGGUGUUUUCUGCCCAGAAUGUCACGUCAACGUUCCUGAACGCAAGUUCAUAAUCAACCAAGCCUUGGAAAAGAUGGCGGAGAAGAUUAAGACUUUUCACAUAGGAGGCCAACAGCAGAAAUGCAUGGAGCAUGGCGAACCACUGACCCUUUACUGGAAGCCUCAAGGGAAAUUAGCUUGUUUCACUUGCCGAGAAGCUCAGAUGCCUAAGGAUCAAUGCUCUCAGUUUCUUCUCAUCCCUGAUGCAGUGCAGAUAUAUACGGAAAGGCUACUCACAUUGAGACUUCAGCUCAGGUCUAUCCUGGUAAAACUGGAUGUGUUGAAGAAUGCCCAGGAGGAGAAAAUAUCCAGUCAUAAAGAGAACAAAUUGCAGCUCCAGUACCAUAUUUCCUUGGAGUUCCUAAAGCUGCACCAGUUUCUUCACACCAAGGAGAAAAUGUUAAUUCAUCGGUUAAAGGAAGAGAGUGAAAUCCUCCUGCAGGAAAUGGAAGGAAACCUAAACAAACUCCAAGACAGAUCACAGAUUGCGAAGGACACCUUGGUCUGCAUUCAGGCUCGGCUGUACCAGCAAAAUUCUGCGGGUUUCCUAAAAGGAAUAAAGCCAUUUGUAGACCGGAUGGAACAGAAAACUGACAAUUCGUCUAUGGGAGAAUUAGUGACUGGGACGCUCAACCCUGGAGAAUUCAAGGGCCCCAUGCAUUAUACCAUAUGGAAAGAAAUGAGAACUAUCCUUAAUCCAGACAUCACCUUCGUGACUCUGGAUCCUAAAACAGCCCACCCCAACUUGAUCCUCUCCGAAGGGUUGACCUGCGUCUGGCAUAACGACAUGAAGCAGAUUCUUCCAGAUAUUCCAGAAAGAUUUGACUGCAGUGUUUCGGUCUUAGCUUCUGAAGGAUUCACCACCGGGAAGCACUAUUGGGAAGUGGAAGUGAAGAAGAAGACCAAGUGGACCUUGGGAGUUGUUCGGGAAAGCGUUAACCGGAAAGGGAAUUAUCCCCUGUCACCCAAGGAGGGCCACUGGUUGAUCAAGCUGAGGAAUAAGAAUGAGUUAAAGGCUGUAGAUGUCUACCCCAAAUGUCUAACCUUGUUUGGCAAUCUGUGCAGAGUGGGGAUCUAUUUGGAUUACGAGGAGGGCCAGGUAUCCUUUUAUGAGGCCAUGGCCAUGUCUCACCUCUACACCUUCACGGACACUUUCACCGAGAAGGUGUACCCCUACUUUUGCCCGUGUCUGAACGACUCUGGAGAGAACAAGGAACCACUGAGAAUCAUUGCUUUUGAUAUGUAG